This is a messenger RNA of Rotaria socialis, 2094 nucleotides long. Lineage: Eukaryota; Metazoa; Rotifera; Eurotatoria; Philodinida; Philodinidae. The record is from the annotation of a GenBank genome assembly.
AUGGCUUCAACAAAGAAAUCACAAAAUAUCUUUGCUCAUAGUCCAUCAUUACAAAUACUUUGGAAAUGUGCUGGUCAACGACGUUUAAUAACUAAAGCUUUAAUAAAUUCAGCUAGUUUUAAAAAUAUUUAUAAAGAUGUUCUUCAAUAUGUUAAUUCAAAAACCCGUCGUCGUUCACCAUUAGCUCUUAUUCUCGAUAGUCAUCUUAUGAUUGGCCUUGUUUAUGUGUAUUCGAAAACUGUAAUAUUAUGUCAUCAAGAUGUUGAAAAACUAUAUAAAGAUGCUGUUGUACAUCGAUUUUUUGAAUUUGAAGAUUCAGCCAAGUUAAAAUUAACACGUAAAAAGGAUACAGUUUUAACUGAUACGCAAUGGCAAAUUGAUAUUGAUGAAAAUUUAUUACCCGAUGAAAGAAUGUUGUUAGAAAGAGAUUUUUCUAUUGAAAUUCCACGUCAACUAACACCACCACCACAGCUUGUUCAGUCGCCUGACAAUUUAUUACUAUUGCCGUGGGAAGUUUCUAAGCCAACUCAUGGAAAACGUAUAACGUUAUUGCCUGAUAUCGAAGAACCAAUGCCUAAAUUCGAUAUAAUUGAUGAUCGUUUUGGUGAACCUUUACCAGUUCCAUCGACAACAACAAUGGAUAUCGAUGAACGAUGUGAUCGAACAUUUUUUCGUACUGCAUCCGAAGAUCGAAGUAAAGAACUACUUCGAGCACCACAUGUCGAUCGACAGAUACAUGCAACCGAUCGUUAUUUACAUCCAAGUGAAGAUCGAACUAUUGAUGAACAUCAUCCACCACGUUCGAUUCAAUCUGCUUUACCACCAAUAUCUAUGCCACUGAUGGAUACAACAUCCGCUGAACCUGAGCAUUCAAAAAUUGACAAGCGUGAUCAAUUUUCUAUUGAUGCACUUGCUUUUAUUACGAGUGCGAUUGAUACAUAUCCAAUCUAUGAUUCAAUGCCAAUAAAAACUGUUUUACUUGGUGCGGAUUGCAUUCCGAGUAGUAGUGUUCCUCUAAUUUUUGUUCAAGAACCAACUGUAAUUGGUACAGACGAAAUGAUAAUACCAAUGGAUACAUUACCUCCAUUAGAUCAACAAUUACCAAAUGAAGCACCGAUGCCUAUGGUUGCUGAUGCUCAAGUACCUGAUGUUGUAACGGUGGCACCAGAUGAAAAAAAAGCUUUUCAUGUUUCAAAAAAGAAACGUAAUACACCAAAUGCAUUAAAUAAAAAACGGAAAGAUUCAUCAAUUUAUGAACAAAUUAUUGAAUUUGAAUAUGAUAAACUGGAAUCAGUUGUAGAAGAAGAGGAUGAAGUGUUCGAAAAAAAUAAACAAGAACAAAAACCAUGGUUCACGUUAGUUGGGCGAAAUGGAACAAAACGAAUGAAUAAAUUAUUAGAUAAUGCUAAAACCGUGUUGACUAGUACUAAUCUUAGCGUUAUUAUUGAUGAUAUUAUGAAUGUAGCAAAAAUAUUAACUAAUCCAGGCGAGCAUGAUGAUCUUGUACAAAUACGGCGUACAGGUCAAGAGAUGGCUAUUCGUCGAGGUCAAUCAAGUGGUCUUUUACCUAAACCAGGUACACGAUCGCCAUCAUCAAUACGUGUAUCAGAAUUGCCACCAAGAGCAAAUGAUGGCGAUUUUCUUCCACCACUACCUAGCAGUUUUGAUGAUCUUCAAUUAGUAUUACCACCAUCUGAACCUUUAGUUAGUAUUCCGCAGCCAUUUUCACCAUUACAAACAAAACGACGAGAAAGAACAACCAUAAUAACACCUGUGGAACCAUCACCAACUUGGCAAGAAAAACAAAAACAAAAAGCUAUUGAUGAUAUUCUCAAUGUGGCUGAUAAUCUAGGUGGCGGUUCAUUUAAUCAAUUUUUGAAACGAUCAGAUGCAACUCGAGUUCACGCAGCUCGUCUAUUCAGUGUAUUACUGGUUCUUUGUGGCGAAGGGCGACUAACAGUUCAUCAAACACAAUCAUACGGUGAAAUCAAUAUUUUUAUUAAUGAUACAUAUAGACCAGUUAAACAAGUUACAUCUGAUAUAGAAAAAUUUUCACAUUUAGAAACUAUGGAAAGUGAUGAUAGUCAUUUUUAA